CGCGGAGAGGGUCGAUUGAUUUUCUCUUUGUAUCUCUUCCGUCCCGUCCCUGUAGACAGACUGCUCGGUGUGGUGAAGGCAUGGUGAAAGCUUCAGGUGGGAAGCGAAAGUGUCUGCCUCCUCCGACCCUGGAAAGCGGGCCUCAGUCCAGAAAUUUACCAGGCGAAGUAGAAAAGGAGCUUCUGGAGGGGUUACUACAUCCCCACACCAAAGUUACUGAUGAAGAUAAAAAAAUAGGUCAAGGGGACACCCCGCCGCUCAUCCAUCACGAGGCACACAGUGAAAGGGAUGUUUGUCAUUUUGCAGGGUUGAUUGGAUUGAGAAUAUCCAUUUUAGUCUUUGAUUGAACAGUACAUGUCUUGGCUUGUAGUUGCUAAAUUCAUUGAUUGAAUAGUAGAUCGAUUAUGUACAGUGACCUUCCCACGGGCUUCCUAUUUUGUCCAUGGAUGAACAGGGGAAGGUCACAAAUCCUCCUCUAUAAAUAUGAUGAUAUUGG
Cuscuta campestris is the source of this 496-nucleotide messenger RNA. NCBI's taxonomy places the organism in Eukaryota, Viridiplantae, Streptophyta, Magnoliopsida, Solanales, Convolvulaceae. The record is from the annotation of a GenBank genome assembly.